Messenger RNA from Limulus polyphemus (Atlantic horseshoe crab), 1234 nucleotides. Its product is annotated as acetylcholinesterase-1-like. Gene Ontology annotation, cellular component: plasma membrane. Lineage: Eukaryota; Metazoa; Arthropoda; Merostomata; Xiphosura; Limulidae. The transcript has a single exon. The coding region runs from base 8 to 1234 and encodes 408 amino acids. Gene Ontology annotation, biological process: acetylcholine catabolic process; choline metabolic process. Gene Ontology annotation, molecular function: acetylcholinesterase activity. The record is from RefSeq and is a predicted model, not a curated record.
CAGAAAAAUGGCUAAAGCUAACGUCUUUAUCCUUUUAUGUCUUGAGCUAACCUUUCGAAGCUGUAACAGUGAAUUUACUCCUGUCAUCAAAACUAACAGUGGGAGUCUUCGAGGACAGACAUGCAGAAUAUUAGGUAAACCCAUUUUUAAGUAUCUAGGGGUUCCAUACGCUACGCCACCUGUCGGCAAUCUGCGAUUUGGUAAGCCUUUAGCCGUUGGUCAGUGGGAUGGUGUAUACGAAGCUACUGAACAGCCUUUACCAUGUGUUCAGAAAAUAAAAUAUUCACCUUACCCGUGGAAAACCAACCAGUCUGAAUCUAGCGAGGACUGUCUCUAUUUGAACAUCUGGACUCCAGAGUUAAUCGGUACUGGUGAGCUUAGACCCGUUCUUGUAUGGAUUUAUGGAGGAAGUUUUACCCACGGGUCUAUUGACAUUGAUUUCUAUGAUGGGUCGGUGCUGUCAGCUUAUGGCGACGUCGUGGUGGCAAGCAUGAACUACAGGGUAGGGCUAUUUGGGUUUCUUAACGCUGGUACAAAGUCUUGUCCAGGAAACAUGGGACUUCACGACCAGUUACUUGCCAUGAAGUGGAUCAAAGAAAAUAUUGAAUUUUUUGGCGGCGAUCCCAAACGAAUUACACUUUUUGGUGAAAGUGCUGGUGCAAUAUCUAUCGGCGCUCAUCUUGUGUCUCCUCUGAGUAGGGGUCUUUUUGCACGAGCUAUUCUUCAGAGUGGCAGUCUUUAUGGGCCCAUAGUGAAAGGAAGAGACGGCCUUAGUGGAAGAAGUAAGGUCAGUGAAAUUUCGAAGCACGUGGGGUGUUUAAAUGACGAAGAUGUGGACAUUGAAAAUAUGGUCAAGUGUCUGAAGACUGUUCCUGCUGAAGAGCUUCUAGGAGCCGCCAAGGAGAAACGAGGCGAUUUUGGACCAACGUUUGGUGAUGAUUACAUCCCCAUUGAUCCCAACGAGGCAUUUAAGACAGGGUCAUUUCAAAACGUAGAACUUCUUAUCGGAGCCAACAGAGAUGAGGGUUCUCAUUUCCUUCCUUCAAUGUUCCCACAGAUAUUCGAUCGCCGUAAUGACGAAACAGAUGACGUAACGAAGGGAAACGCUGCCUUAUACAUGGAGAUGAUUUUUCGGAACUUCCCGGACAUUGAAAGUGAGCUCGUUGCCCAGUUUUACUUACAGAAUAUCUCAGUAGAUGACCACGUAAUUGUAUUCAUUUUAAUCUUUUUAUGA